AUGUCCUUUAUUCGUCGCAUAUUUAGCAAGAAAAGCGAAGAGGACUAUGAAACCAUCCUCUCUAAUUUGGCCAAUGAAGUGCAAGAAAGGCAACUCAAACUAUCUGAAAUUCGUCUUCGAGAGCGUCGCUCGACUUUGGUUGUAACACUCUACACUUUGGCGGCUUGGGGAGCCUAUGUCAGCUUGUGGUACUUGAACAUCUUGCCGAGCAUCACAGAUGGAACGUACAUUCGCAAUGCCAGCAUGGAGAGGCUGGUGAAGAUCCUUCCGGUGACCAUAGGUCCUAUUAUAAUUCUGUUUAUCCGCCGAGUAGUGCAAAUUUGGUACAAACGCAAGGGAGACGCAGAAGAGAAAUACUUGAAGGAAUUGAUGAAGAAACGGCGAGACAAGGUUGAAGAAAUCAAGAAGAAAACCAAUUACUAUUCCACCCGUGAUCUUAUUCAAAAAUAUGACGACGCCACACCCUCAGCUACCCCUCUUCGUGCCCGAUUCCCGCAAGGUCAAGUCCCACCCACCACUCCUAUGCGACCUCAGGGACCGGUGAAUGGUAAUUCGGUUCCACAAACACCUGCGCCAAGUUCAGGCCUACAAGCGCAUCUUUCCCCUUCUACCCCUGCAGCCUAUCCAAUUGCACCACCGAGAAAGCAAUGGUACGACAAACUGGCGGACGCUUUGCUAGGGGAGGAUGACCCGAGUACCGCUUCACCGAGUUCACGUUACGCGUUGAUAUGCGAGAAGUGCUUUAACCACAAUGGCCUAGUCAAGGAAUCCAUGUGGGAGGAUGCACAAUAUGUUUGCCCCAAAUGCGGCCAUUUUAACGCCUCAGCGCGCUCGAAAAAGGACCCACAUCGUACUCCAUCGCCACCCUCAACGACGACAAUGCUUCCAUCAUCAGAUCAAUCUGGGUCUGGAUUGAAUUUGACAUCGAACCUUCCCAAGUCCGCUUCCAAAGAUAAUGAAGGAGAUUCGCCCACCGUCGAUGGCACUGAGUCAACCGCCAUGGAGGUUGAUCAACAAGACGAUUCCUCUUGA
This is a messenger RNA of Psilocybe cubensis, 1032 nucleotides long. RefSeq lists its product as uncharacterized. Gene Ontology annotation, cellular component: endoplasmic reticulum tubular network. The coding region runs from base 1 to 1032 and encodes 343 amino acids. The record is from RefSeq and is a predicted model, not a curated record. Lineage: Eukaryota; Fungi; Basidiomycota; Agaricomycetes; Agaricales; Agrocybaceae. Gene Ontology annotation, biological process: endoplasmic reticulum tubular network organization. The transcript has 6 exons.